UCAAAUCGUCAGACGGGAGACCAGGCAUAGCCACACACAUAUACAGCAGGAAAACAGAACCCAGAAGACGGACAACUGAGAGAGAGAGAGAAAGAGGGAGAGGGAGAGAGAGAGAGAGGGAAAGAGGGACUUCCAUGUUGAGUGUUGCAUUUGAGGAGGUCGUCAGAAUGACUGUGACUGAGUGGACUGCACUUCAUACCAUGGGAGAACCCAGGCUUAACUAGAAUUAGAGGCAGAAUCUGUGAAGGACCUCCUUUCAAAGUGGAUUACUGGGCUGGGUUACUGGACUUUCCCAUCUCAGCCUUCGGCAUGGUGAUUUCAUAAAGGAUCUCGUAUUGAAGUGCUUGUGGAUCACGGCGUGGGUGUGUAUGUGUGUGAGAGAGAGCACGUGUGUGAGUGGGAUCAUGUCUGGAGGACACUUCACUCACCUGUUAACAGGACUUUGGGUACUCUGGCUCUCGCAAGCUGUCCUGGCGUCAGGGAGUAAGCUCUGGGAGGUACCCCUGGCCCCCUUGGCAUCUUCCUCCAACCAGACAACCAGCCUGGAAUGGGAGCCACAGUGUCAGUAUCGUCACCUGCAGGACGGAGUGCGAAUCACAGCUGACAUUCCACCAAGGCUGGAGGGCAACUGGGUGUCUACAAGAUGCGAAGUCCGACCCGGUCCGGAGUUCCUGACCCGCUCGUACACCUUUUAUCCCAGCCGCCUGUUCAAAGUCCUGCAGCACUUCUACGCGGACAGCGGAUGCGAGGAGCCCGCCUACUCCCUGGUGGUCAGGGGCAAGCUCCGCCUCCGACAGGCGUCGUGGAUCACCAGGGGCGCGACCGAGACCGAGCACCACCUCCACAAAGUGGGCAUGGUUGUCCACAGCCCCGGCGCCAUCCACCGGCUGACUGCCCAGCUGCGCCCCGCCUGCGUGGGCCUCAUCUCGGCCGGCACGGUGCCGGGACGCCUCCACGAGCUCUACAAUGUCCGGGCAGGGAGGGACUGUCUCCGGGUUCUGGGCUUCUCCAUGAUGGAGCUGGGCUUGGUGAGAGUUGAGACCCACCACCAGGGCCAAGGACGCAUGGUUCAGGAGCUGUUCCUUGGGGACAUUCACACGGACCCGACCCAGAGGGCAUAUUACCGACCAACGGGCUACCAGCAACCUCUGCAGAAUGCUCUGCACCAUAUCCACCCUUGCCCAACAUGCGCCCUGGUGUUCCGGGCCUCAGAAGAGCAGCCCCCUGUGUUGUCCCACACCCCUGGCUCAGCCCUUUUGUCCCUGGAUGGCCGCUGGGUGAGCCAGCGCUGCGAAGCCCGGCCCGCCGUCCUCUUCCUCACCCGAGAGUUCACAUUCCGCACGGAGGAGCACUCUUGGGAAGGCCUCUACCGCCAUUACUCGGACCCCUCCUGCAGCCGGCCCACCUUCAUUCUCCGGGCCUCGGGCCACUACGCCCAGGGGGGCCCCUCUGCCAAGGUGCAGGGUGGCACCGAGUUUGUCUUCAAGGUCACCGGGGUAGCGGUCACCGCGUUGGAGACGGCCACGGCCAGGGUGCUCAACGCCACCCGUGCGGGAACCUGCGGCGCGUCCGGCGCCUGGGUGGUGGGGGCGGAGCAGGAUGUGACGCCGACCGACGGGUGCACCGCUCUCGGGAUCAAGCUGCCCCACAAGGAGUACGAGCUGUUCCGAACGGAGCUCGACCACCGGCGGCGCCCGCUGCUGUUCAUCGGGGAGCGGCCGACGGACGGCUCCAGCCCCGACCGACCCCGGAAGAGGCCCACGUCCUACCAGGCCGCCAUGGUGCACUGCGACCGGCAGGAUGCCGCCGUGUCGCAUCGGCACACCAACCGACUCGCACUGGCGGCUAGCGGGGCCACGGGCACGGCACAGACACCCAGCCUGGUCUUAGUCCAGGUCUUAGUCCCGGCCUGUUUACUGUGGGGCUGGCGCUGUGUGUUCUAGGGUUAACCCUAACCCAAACAGCUCCAAAGGUAUUCCAGCGAUCCUAUUUACACGAAAAACUGUUAAUAGCCUGUCAGCCAAGUUGCAUAUCGAUCCUAUUAUGUGUUUCAUUUUUUUAUUUUUUUUAUCAGAAAUGUUUUUUUUUGGCAAGCCGUAUUUUCGCUUCAAACUACAUAAUGCAGAAUAUACUCUAAUAAACAAAGCACGGGAAGAAUACUGACCAAUAACUACUGAAAAAGCACAAGCAACUGACAUUCCAGUGGACUUCAGGUUUUUCAAAUCGGAAACUGGAUAUCAAAGAGGAAACCAAAACUUGUGUCACAUCAACAGGUGACAACAAGAAACACAUUGAUUGUCAUUUGUCCUAAUCUAAUGUGUCCACUUCUGAUUGGAGGAAAAUCCACACCUGACCAGUGCACCAGACACACCCCAGGUCAUUAUAUAUACUGUAUUUCACAAGGUUGGGUUGUUCAGAAGGGCACCGCUCUCCAUUAUCUCAUUGUGGAGGGCAAACAAACCAUAUUUAUUAACAUUGUUAAGAUUUUUCUGAUUUUAGAAGGGAAGCUAGUGCUGUAAUUUUUGCCAAUGUGUUUUUGUGUCUUUAAAUGUUAUGUCCUUACUGGAGCUUAUUUGUACUGUUUUAUUUUAUCUUAGUAUUGAUUUGGUAUGGAGCUGCAUGAGAAAU
Messenger RNA from Esox lucius (northern pike), 2628 nucleotides. RefSeq names its product adenomatosis polyposis coli down-regulated 1-like (gene apcdd1l). Gene Ontology annotation, biological process: negative regulation of Wnt signaling pathway. Bases 369 to 1943 code for a protein of 524 amino acids. NCBI's taxonomy places the organism in Eukaryota, Metazoa, Chordata, Actinopteri, Esociformes, Esocidae. The record is from RefSeq and is a predicted model, not a curated record. The transcript is spliced from 4 exons. Gene Ontology annotation, molecular function: Wnt-protein binding. Gene Ontology annotation, cellular component: plasma membrane.